This is a messenger RNA of Williopsis jadinii, 579 nucleotides long. RefSeq lists its product as uncharacterized. The coding region runs from base 1 to 579 and encodes 192 amino acids. The record is from RefSeq and is a predicted model, not a curated record. The transcript has a single exon. NCBI's taxonomy places the organism in Eukaryota, Fungi, Ascomycota, Saccharomycetes, Phaffomycetales, Wickerhamomycetaceae.
AUGUAUAUCCAAACAGAAGAAACAGCAAAGGCCAGGGAGUUCUUCCUUGUGCCAUGGAUACAGUGGAUUGAGAACCAUACGAGCCCUGUCUGGAUGAUUUAUGGCUUCUUCAUUUCCAUUGUCAUGGUAUUCCUCUAUCUCGUCUGUGUCAUUAUAUACAACGUGUUUGUCUACUUGAAAUAUGGGCCCAAGCCGUACGAGUACGAAACCAUUUACAUCAAUUUUACUGACCGGUUUGACUACUACAAGAAGAAGCUUGAUCAGAAAUGGACGAGGAAACAGGCCAUGGAUAAGCUACGGGCGUACUGGGGACAGCUCAAGCCUCAGAGGUGUCGACCUACAAUAAACAGCGUUGUUGACAGGCAACAACAGGGCUCAAAGUCCAAAUACGCACACGACGUUGAUAAACUGAUGCUUGAAGUUGACGACAAGCCUCAGUUGGUACCUCAUUGGGAUCACCAGGUGAUACCCAAGAAGACUUGGUAUAUCUUCAGACCAAAGACCACCCCGAGAGACGUUGUUUGGGUUUACUCAUGGCCUGAAUACAACGCUCCAAGGGUUGUGGAGCCAGAGAUUUGA